Messenger RNA from Camelus dromedarius (Arabian camel), 1747 nucleotides. RefSeq names its product C1q and TNF related 5 (gene C1QTNF5). The transcript has 3 exons. Gene Ontology annotation, molecular function: protein binding. NCBI's taxonomy places the organism in Eukaryota, Metazoa, Chordata, Mammalia, Artiodactyla, Camelidae. The record is from RefSeq and is a predicted model, not a curated record. Gene Ontology annotation, cellular component: plasma membrane; cell projection. The coding region runs from base 256 to 1374 and encodes 372 amino acids.
UGCCUUCCCCAUCUCCAUUUCUUUUUUAAGGUUCUCUACCACCCACCUUCUUUCUCAUCUACUCAACAAAAAUGUACUAAGUGCCUACUCGUGUGGCAGGCCCUGUUCUAAGCCCCAGGGAUCUAGUUGUCUACUGCAUCUAGAACUCUCCACCCUCAGUUCUCAGCUAUUUCUCCUGAACUACAGCGUUGUCCUCGGUCUCUGUCAAGAUACCAUCCCUCCUUUCAGCUCCUUGGAGCUGUAGAUGCCCUAAGCAUGUCUCUCACGGUCCUGCCUCUCUGUGCCCGGCUCAAAUCUCUCUCUCCCUCCUUUCUCCCUCAAACUUUGGCCGGCUGCCGGCCGACACCACGAGUUAUUUCCCUGCUAUUUCCCAGCCCGGGCUCUUGGCCCCUGAACAACUGGUUUCCUCUUGGAGUCUGGGAGGAGCAGAGAGAAGCCGGCAAGGAAAGAACCAGGAUCAGGGGGACGCCGAGGGCAAGGGGCGCCGGGCGGGAGAGAAGCGCAGGGAAGGCAGCAGGGGUCAAGCAGAGGGUCCAGAGUGGCAAGCGUCCCGAAGGAGGCCAGAGAGAAGCGAGCAGCCCCUCAGAGCCAGGAGAGGGACGACCAGAGGCACCCGGCGUCCGGGCUCCGCGUGCCAGCGCCAUGAGGCCGCUCCUCGCCCUGCUGCUCCUGGGCCUGGCGGCCGGCUCUCCCCCGCUGGACGACAACAAGAUCCCCAGCCUGUGCCCGGGGCACCCCGGCCUUCCCGGCACGCCGGGCCACCACGGCAGCCAGGGCCUGCCCGGCCGCGACGGCCGCGACGGCCGAGACGGCGCGCCUGGGCCUCCGGGAGAGAAAGGAGAGGGCGGGAGGCCGGGCCUCCCGGGGCCUCGUGGGGAGCCCGGGCCAAGAGGAGAGGCGGGCCCCAUGGGGGCGACCGGGCCUGCGGGCGAGUGCUCGGUGCCUCCGCGCUCCGCCUUCAGCGCCAAGCGCUCCGAAAGCCGAGUGCCCCCGCCGUCGGACGCGCCCCUACCCUUCGACCGAGUACUGGUGAACGAGCAGGGACAUUACGACGCCACCACCGGCAAAUUCACCUGCCAGGUGCCUGGAGUCUACUACUUCGCCGUCCACGCCACCGUGUACCGGGCUAGCCUGCAGUUCGAUCUGGUCAAGAAUGGCGAGUCCAUUGCCUCUUUCUUCCAGUUCUUUGGGGGGUGGCCCAAGCCAGCCUCGCUCUCCGGGGGCGCCAUGGUGAGGUUGGAGCCUGAGGACCAGGUGUGGGUACAGGUGGGAGUGGGUGAUUAUAUUGGCAUAUAUGCCAGCAUCAAGACAGACAGCACCUUCUCUGGAUUUCUAGUGUAUUCUGACUGGCACAACUCCCCUGUCUUCGCUUGAUACCCACUGGAAAAUGAGCGCAUGCUCUCUCACUCCUAGGAGAAGAGAGUGUGACAUUGAUGGCCACAUAAUCCGGGAGGGCUGGCCCCCCUGGAAUGUUGUGAAUGACUGCGGAGGUGGGGUGGGGCUUCUCCAUUCUGCUGCCGACAGGGAAUGAGGACAGAGGCUGAGAUCAGGGCUGGCAGCGUGGGGCAGUGGCUGGAUUUCUGCCCUAGACCAAAGGAGAGCGCUGUGCUGGCAGGUGUGGGUCCCUCCAGUUGCUCUGACCCAGGACCCCAAGGUGGGGUAUUCUUUCCUGGUCCUCUGCUUCUUUGAGUCCUCUCUUAUCCCUCCUGCUCCUGGGCCCUUUUCUCAGAGAUUAUUCAAUAAAUCU